Aspergillus oryzae RIB40 is the source of this 1008-nucleotide messenger RNA. RefSeq lists its product as uncharacterized. Gene Ontology annotation, molecular function: hydrolase activity. The transcript is spliced from 2 exons. Bases 1 to 1008 code for a protein of 335 amino acids. The record is from RefSeq and is a predicted model, not a curated record. Lineage: Eukaryota; Fungi; Ascomycota; Eurotiomycetes; Eurotiales; Aspergillaceae.
AUGAGGUUGGACAUUCACAAAUCCUUCAGGCUCUCCAUUCUUCCUGUACCAACUCUACAUCAAGUGCUCAAGCGAAAGGAUCCCGCAGUCUUUCUGAAUGUACCCAGGUUCAUGAACUGGAAAGACGAGCUGUGUAUCAGAGUAUCCGAAGGACUGUGCUCGGGUUACUGGAUCUGCCAAGGGCCGCCUGAGAAACCUCUACGGCCAAAGGACAGCGACGUAGUACUUCUCUGGUUUCAUGGGGGUGCUUACUACUUGGGCGGCCCCUUGGGUGAGGCUGUGGCUCUGCUAAGGACUGCAGAAUGUGCAGCCAGCAUAUUUUCCGUGGACUACACGCUAGCACCAUUCGCGACUUAUCCACGUCAGCAAGAAGAAGCUGUGGCUGCUUACCGCCAUUUGCUGUUCAACGAGGGGAUUGAGGCCAGUAGGAUCGUUGUUGGAGGAGAAUCCGCCGGGGGUCAUUUAGCUCUAUCAUUUCUACUUGCCUUGACAGAAACAACCCUUCCAAAGCCUGGGGGCUCUUUGCUUCUCUGUCCAUGGAGCAACCUCACAAAUGAAUCACCGUCAUUCAAGAGAGACAGGUAUAAGGAUGCUCUCAAUAAACACCUUCUAGAUCGAGACGUGAAUACUUUCAUCCCGAGAGAUCUUAGUGGGCAUCUGCCGCCUCUCGCGAUUGUGAACUUUACACGGCCGUUCACAGGUCGACAGGCUUGGAAGCAGGUGCUCCCGGCACAUUCAUGGAUCAGUAUUAGCGGUCAUGAUAUCUUCCUUGAUGAUACUCAUAAUCUUGUUCAUCAGGCCCGGCUUGAUGGGGCACUGGUUGACCUCGAAAUCACGGACGGCGAGCCGCAUGGUUGGCAGUUUGCUGCUAAUAAAGCUUCAGAGAUGAUUUAUAGCAAUCUUCCUCCAAACAAGGAAGUUCCAGAGAGGUACUUGAGGGCUAUCAUUCAAAAUUACUGCCGUGGAGCUGCCCUAUCAUCAAUCUACCAAGAUUCCCCAAGUUCCUGA